Molecule: messenger RNA, 1503 nt
Organism: Yamadazyma jaroonii
Lineage: Eukaryota; Fungi; Ascomycota; Pichiomycetes; Serinales; Debaryomycetaceae
Source: the annotation of a GenBank genome assembly
AUGCUUUAUUUAAAGAAAUUCAACUACAGUUCGAAUCAACUUGGUGGUAAUUGGAUUGAUAGAUUCAAAUUGAGGACGUCCCCUUCAAAAUUGUUCACAUGGGGGUCCACUGAUUUAGGAAGAUUAGGUUAUAUGAUAAGAGACGUUCCUCCAGAGAAGUUAACAUCGAAUAGAAAUGUCAAGUUACCUCAUAAUCUUACCAAUUUCAAUGAUUUAAUUAUCACAGAUUUAAAAUCUAAUGGUUUCAGCUUCCAGAUCUUGACGAACCAAGGACUUUUUUUCAGUGGAAAUGACUACAAAAGAAGGGUGAAUGCCUCCCCUGGACCUAGAGAUAGUGAUUACAGAAAAAGAAUGGAAUUAACAGGUCCAGUGGGAGUUUUUCCUCCCCUUGGAAGGAUUGGCGGUGGUCCUAGGAUUCUUCCCAUAAACCAUCAACCAAUAGAGACUGGCUCUGCGCAUAGAUUGCAAGGUGAUGAGUUCUCGUCUCCUCCGCCAACAACUGCCCCUCCUCGCCAAACAAAUCCUAACUUGAGAAGACCUCCUGACCAGAUACCGGAAUUGAGAGAAUUUCAAUCCCAGGUGACCAAGCAUGAUCAACAGUCGGAGAAAGUCAGGAAAAUAGAAUCAAAUUUCAUCACCAAAUUGGACACUCAAGGAAGCAAAAUAAUAUCAAUUUCUUCCGGUAGAAUGCAUUUCAUAGGAUUAAGUGAUGACAACAAAUUGUACACCUGGGAUACAGGUAAUGUCGAUUUGAAAGGUAUUUUACUCUCGUUCCCUGGUCUUGAUAAUCCCAUCAUAUCUAAGAUCAAGAGUGGUUGGAAUUUGUCUUCCUUUUACACGAAGGGUAAAUUGAUAGUUUGGUUCAGUAGACAGCCGAUUACUGAGGAACAAGUUCAACAAAAUGAUUUUUCUUCCAAAUGUAACUACUGGAUUAUUAACGACCCCAGAAAUGAAAUCAUUGAUUGGUAUUUGGGUCCUGAUUUCAUUAUUGUUUUGAAAAAGGAUGGUGUUUGGGGGAAGAAAGUCGAUGUGGGUCAUUACUACCACAAUAUCGAGGGUCACAGCUCUUUGGAAGAGCUCACUACACUCUCUGGUUUCAAUUAUUGGUUAAAAACUUAUAAUUCAAAUGGUACAAAUAUUGUUUAUUCCAAGAUUACUGGAGGUUUUAAAAAUUUUGCAAUAUUCACUUCGGACCAAAGAGUCUUGAUAGGAGACAGUACGUUCAUUGAUGAUGAGAUAACGAGUCUCGAGGACCUAGAUGAUCCCAAAAAACCAAAGGAGAUACCCCUCGAUGAUAUUGUAGAGAUGGAAAUUGGAGAUUAUCAUUACCUAGCUUUAAAUUCGAAUAGUGAGCUUUUCUCAUGGGGAUUGAAUUCCAAUAAUUGUGGGUGCUUAGGUAUAGGCGAUGUUGAGGGUGAAAUUAAAGAGCCCACUAAGAUAGAUGGAAAAUGGAUUGUGAUUACAGCUGCUGGUUGGCAUUCAGGCGGUAUUCAAACUGCUUAG